AUAGCGGCAGGAGCGUCGCGCUCCUCUCAUCUCGUGAUCCUUCGCGGACGGGGGAAGAAUUCACUGUCGCUCGAGAGGAUUUCACACCCUCGUGAAAUCGGAGAGAGGAAUAUCGACGGGGAUUCGAUCCUGGUCACUUUUCUCUAGUCUCGAAGAAGAGACGAACGCUUGCAACUGUGGAGAUGCACUCGGAAUGUCACUAGUCUUUUGAUUUCAUUGAACUUCUGAGUCGUGAGAGACGAGAGUUGAGGGUGCAGAAAGGUCUUGCGUUUGGCGAGUGGAGUGGGUGAGGACAUUUCUUGACUUUGUUAGAAGCGAUCUGGUGUGGAAUUUGUGUGUGGUUGUACGAGGAUUGUCGAGGACGCUUUGGAUAGUCGAGGGAGGAGUCUGGUGAGACUGAGAGGCAGGCACGAUGGGUGAGCAAAAUGACGCAGAGAAGCGAGAUGGCGGGGAAGCUGGGGAGCAGCAGGAGAAGAGGCCCGCGUUUGCCAGCAACAGGAGGACUGGAUCGUCGUGGAACCGUGGGGGCAAUUCCUCUUGGAAUGUGGGUUCGAAGGAUCAGCGGCGAGCUCGCAGGCGGGCGGUAUCAAGCUCAGCUGGUACGCAGGAGGGUGAUAGCGAUUCCUCUAAUGACUCCGGUGCUUUCUCUGGCAGUGACGGAAAGAAGGGCGGUGGAGUGAAGCCUUCACUUGUCAGCGGUGAACCUCAAGUACAUGUGCAAAAAGGAAAAGAAGCGUUCGAGGUGGAGGGUUCUGUGGUUACAGAAGCUCAUCCUGAUGCACUCUACAAUAUAAUCACGGAUUAUGAGAAUAGUGCUAAGGUGUAUAGAACGGUGGACAAGGUGGAAGUCGAAGAACAAGGAUGUGAGAAAGUUGUGACUCAGCAUCUGCAUUGGAGUUUUCUCAUGUGGUCUGGAAAGUAUGAUGUGCGUAUGAGGAUGAAGCCUAACCCAGAGACUCGGUCAAUCUCAUACAACCUUGAUAAACAAGGGUUCUUGAAAAUCUUCAAUGGAUCUUGGACUGUCGAACCCAUUGCCGUCGAAGGAAAGCCGACGGUGUCUAAGCUUACCGUUCAGCAGGAAGUUCUGCCGUCCUUCAUGCCGCCUGGUCCUUUAGCGAGCGGUGCAGGAGCAUAUACUGCAAAAAUAAUGUCAGGCCAGGUCAAGAAUCUUCUGUCCGACGUCGCGAAAGAAGCUUCCGAAGUUACUAAAUCAGGAGCCUCAGCUGCCUAAGUUUUUAACUGUUUCCAAGAAUUUGAUAUGUACAUACCUGUGAUGCUCUGUAGAAUAUGGUCUCUCACAUUCUUGACAGAUUCAAUUUUAGCAACAUUAGUAGACAAUUCCGGUGGAUAUAUCUCCCGAGUGGUGGAAUCUUCACCGUCGUCGUGUGAGAUGAUAGGAAAUUACACACUGCAGACCACAGUUAGGAAUAGCGAUGUGAACAGAGGGACCCACUCAAAUGUACAUUUGAUCCUUGAUGGGGAGAAAAUCUAAAACGC
This is a messenger RNA of Marchantia polymorpha subsp. ruderalis, 1497 nucleotides long. The record is from the annotation of a GenBank genome assembly. Lineage: Eukaryota; Viridiplantae; Streptophyta; Marchantiopsida; Marchantiales; Marchantiaceae.